AUGGAUAUUGAAUCAUAUUUUGAAAGAAUUGGUUAUAAGAACUCUGGGAAGAAACUGGACUUGGAGACAUUAACAGAAAUUCUUCAACAUCAGAUCCGAGCCAUUCCCUAUGAAAAUCUGCACAUGCAUUGUGGAGAGUCUAUGGAUAUGGCCUUGGAAGCCAUUUUUGAUCAAAUUGUGAACAGGAAGCGCGGUGGGUGGUGUUUCCAGCUUAAUCAGCUUCUCUGCUGGGUUCUAACCACAAUGGGUUUUGAGACCACAAUGUUGGGAGGAUAUGUUUACAUUCCUCCAGCCAAAAAGUAUGGCAGUGACAUGACUCACCUUCUACUACGGGUAAGCAUCAAUGGCAAGGAUUACAUUGUUGAUGCAGGAUUUGGAAGUUCCUACCAGAUAUGGGAGCCCUUGGAAUUAAUUUCUGGAAAGGAUCAGCCUCAAGUGCCUUCUGUUUUUCAAUUGACAGAAGAAAAGGGCAUCUGGUACCUGGAUCAAAUCAGAAGAGAACAGUAUGUUCCAGACCAAGAAUUUAUGAAUUCUGAAAUCCUUGAGAAGAAUAAAUAUAGAAAAGUCUUCUCCUUUACUCUUGAGCCUCGAAAAAUUGAAGAUUUUAAGUCUGCAAGUAUGUACCUUCAGACAUCUCCAACAUCUCUGUUCGUAAACACAACAUACUGUACUGUGCAGACCGCAGAUGGGACUUACUGCUUAAUGGGAUUCCUCCUGGCCCAUCGGAAAUUCAGCUACAAGGACAAUGUGGAUCUGGUAGAGUUUAAGACUUUGAAAGAGGAAGAAAUAGAAGAAGUACUGAAAACCAUAUUUGGUAUUUCCUUGGAAAUAAAGUAUGUGCCCAAACAUGGUGAUAAAUUUUUUACUAUUUAG
Molecule: messenger RNA, 873 nt
Organism: Dipodomys ordii (Ord's kangaroo rat)
Lineage: Eukaryota; Metazoa; Chordata; Mammalia; Rodentia; Heteromyidae
Product: arylamine N-acetyltransferase 2-like
Exons: 1
Coding region: 1-873 (290 amino acids)
Molecular function (GO): acetyltransferase activity
Source: RefSeq, a predicted model, not a curated record